This is a messenger RNA of Lineus longissimus, 1305 nucleotides long. RefSeq lists its product as uncharacterized. NCBI's taxonomy places the organism in Eukaryota, Metazoa, Nemertea, Pilidiophora, Heteronemertea, Lineidae. The record is from RefSeq and is a predicted model, not a curated record. Bases 52 to 1305 code for a protein of 417 amino acids. The transcript has 4 exons.
UUCGGUAUCUGAGGCGCAUUCCUUUGCUUGGACGCAACAUUACGCAAUACAAUGAGUGGAGACAAGCAUGUGAAAGUUAUCUUCAACGGUGAAGACAAGAGGCGAAUCAAGUUACCUCGCCCAGAUAUUGUUGAUGUCAAGGGAGUAAUAUGCAGCCGAUUUGGUGUCCAGUCUGACGUAUCGAUUGUUGCCAUUGUACCUGAAGGGGCUCGCCAGGAAGAGUACGUGAUCUCAUCUAGCGAUGACCUUCAGGAUCUAUGGGAGGAUUUCACAGAACUCCACAUCACUGACAAACGGACUGAUUCGGGUGAAAUAACGUUGACCGAAGGCUUGCCGGUGAUAUUCAACAACGACCGUGAAGACGUGAAACGUAUCACGUUCACUUGCAAUGACAUUGAGGACAUCAAGAAGGUCAUCUGCGAGCGGUUCUUUGCCGAGAAGGUUUCUUUGCUUGCCAUCAUCAAGGGAGACAACGACAAGUAUUCUAUUUCAACCAACGACGACGUCAAGGAAAUGUGGAAGAGCAUCGUUGAAUUGCAUGUCACUGGCAAAAAGAAAAGAAUGGACAUCGAUAUGACUGUGGCGAUCAAUAGGGAACGGCAUUCCAUUGAUGUAGUUCCUAACCCACGUGCUGCUGUCGUCCUAAAGGCGCGGCAAGAGUUGGGAAUCAUCGACGACUUGGUGCAGAUUGACAGGAACUUCGGGAGAAUGGGUGCCAUCGCUAACAUCUCCUACUUUGCUGCCGUUGCCACUGGGAAUCAGGAUUUGCAGUUGGAGACAAAAAAUCUUGGAUUCAGCGCCAUCGAAAUUUGCCAUGCCGCCGAAAAUACGGUUCAGAGUUAUGUCAUUACUUGUGGGACUGUGAAUGAGACGUUCCACACCGCUAUCAUUUACCUGUUGGAGAACGACUACGACAGAGCACUCAGAAUGAUUUCUUCUUUGGAAGGUGCGGCUCAAGAAUGUUCAGACAAGACAGAGACGCUGAUUGCCAAGAUCGAUAAAGUCUCUCAGAGCAAGAUCCUCUCCGAUGAAACGAGACGAAAGAUAAUGGAAGAAAGAGAAAAGGCCGAGGUGUUCGAGAAAGAACAGGAGAAGAAACGAUUAGAGUUAGAGCACGUUCAGUCAGAGAUCAGGGAAUUGACUAAACCAGGAGCAGUCAAGCCAUAUCUGCAUGUGUUAGUGUCAAACCUCUUUGGUGCUGCGAAUGUUGUUGUUGGAGCUGUGACAAGUUCUGGAGAUGGCAAUAAUCACAACCUUCCACUGGAGAUGGCAAUAAUCACAACCUUCCACUGGAGAUGGCAAUAA